This is a messenger RNA of Aplysia californica (California sea hare), 3385 nucleotides long. RefSeq lists its product as uncharacterized. The transcript is spliced from 4 exons. NCBI's taxonomy places the organism in Eukaryota, Metazoa, Mollusca, Gastropoda, Aplysiida, Aplysiidae. The record is from RefSeq and is a predicted model, not a curated record. Bases 1236 to 1751 code for a protein of 171 amino acids.
CCACCACCACGUCCGGUGGACUCGUUCGUUCUGCUUUGUAUGUGUGUGUGUGCGUGCGUGCGCUGGUGGGUUACCCAAGUUGCCUAAAACUGUGGCAUGUUAUCUGGUCGGUGGGCUAGGGUGUCUGUGGAGAUUAUGUGUCACGUCAAUGGGAAACUUUCUGUUGUGUCCUGUCAGUGUUGAAGAACCUUUGUGUGGACGCCUCUGAAGCUACAGUGGCGUCUUCGGGGACCCCACGGGAGAUAAACAGCUCUGCACCUCUCGAGACGUUUGAGAGCCCGUGCUUGGAGCGUUUCUUCAACUUCGGAGACAUCCAAUCAUUGAGUUGAGAUUUUUUGUCACCUCUGGGCACAGUAGCUCAUCACCUCUCCGGCGCUCCGGCGAAAUUUGCUCCCACUUUGAUAGACAAACCGCUGCUGACAUGGGGAAUCACGAGUGUGGGUUUCAAAGGAACCUGCGAAGGAAAGGAUAUUCGACGGAUAUGGAGGAAUAAAAGGAGAGAGGAGAGAAAAAAAAGUUUGAACAGAGCGGAUUAAACGUGCAUGUGUAAAAAGCCGCAAAGACAGUGAAUAAAGAGUAAAAUAAAACCCCUCUUCGGCUGAUUGUAGAGGGUAUGUAGAUCUAGACAAAAAGGUACAUCUGAAGCUAUGGUGAGAAUAUGUGAAUGCAGGUGAAUCAGGAGUUGUUGUUUUUUUAACUGAAAAGUAAAACAAGAUCAGGAGACACUCUCUUUCGGUUCAAACAGAAAAUCUAAUAAUUGCACAAAGAGAAAAAAAAGUGAAAGAGAUGACUUUUAAAAAACACUAAUCUACAAUGAUGCCGUAUGAGAUAUUUGAAUGAUUACCUCAUCAAACAGUACGGAUCUAUGGAUUAUUGUUUUACAAAUGUGUUAAAGCUUGUAUUAAGCAGCUGAAAAACAACCACACACGCUUUUAAAACUUGGAGUGUAAAAGUUGCUUAAGUAAGCUUUAAGUAAAAAUCAGGGUUGCUUUUUGUUUGUUGUAGGAGGAGGUAUGGAAGGACUACAGGCGCCUGGCAUGAACAUAAGAUGAUUAGUUCAGAGCCACCAGCGCACAGAUGACAAAAGUCUCAUCUAGACAAAUCAACUGUAACUGGCUUACAACCUUCGAAAUUUCCCCCGUUGCUCGUACUGGCUGCAGUUGGAAUCACAUGACCGACUUAUCAACCAAUGACUUGCCGUCGCUCUCUCACAUGACACAGACGCUGCUGUCGUCAUGCGCAGGGUGUGCCGUCUUCCUUAUGACGUCACGGAAUUUGUGUUGAUGAUUCUCAUGGCUGGCGUCACCUGGAGCUCGGCCCGGGGAACGGAUAUGACGUUACCAGAUGACUUCACCUACGACAUGAGCACGUCCGACUUCGUCACCAGCAGUUUCCCGCCCCCUAUGCAGGCUGACCAGGCGCCAGAGGCGUGCUGUAAGGGCGUGCUGGGAUACGCCUCGGACAACGAGUCCGCCAACUUCCCGUGUCAAGGUCGUCCAUGUUGCAACAGCAGCGAGACAGUGGCCGUGGUGUCGAUUGACCACGCCCUCGGCUUCCGCUUCCAGUGCAUGGCUACAUCGGGUAUACAACCCUUGUGCUACGAGGCGGGAGCGGAGGUUCGGACGUCCAAUCACGAUCCAGACUUUAUACCACGUGCCUGUUGUCCCGGGUCAGAGUUCAAAGUGCUGAUCAACCAAUGGUUCGCUGCCACUGUCGUAAAAUGCGUGAAGAAGGAAAAGGAGAAAAGUUGAUACCGGCUGUGUGUGUUGUGAGCGUGAUUCUGUCUGAGGGAGAUAUUUGCCUGUCGUGAGUGUGGGAGAGAGCACGACCCGGCCUUGGGGGCAGGCGGUGCCUCAGUCCGGGGAAAAAAUAAUGUCUUCACACCAUAUCAUUGUUAUCUUUUCCGGACUCUCUGAGAGGUGAUCCAAGAGAGAAUCUGGUGCUGAAACAGCGGGUUUGACAGGAGGCUGUCUAGAGCACGAUCCGCGCCUCACAUAACUGAAGGUUCUCAUACACAAUGGAAAGCUUCAUUAGGUCGUGUUCACAUACAGUGUAUAAAGGGUUCCAUGGCAAAACACACUUUAUCCAUUUACUUCAAAACUGAGAAAAUGGAGACAAAAAAAUCAACCUACAGUAUCUAAAAACAAAAACAUGAACGAAACAUUGAUUUAUUAUUACAAAUAUCGAGGGAAGCAGUGUAUUUUGAGAAAUGAAGAUAAUUCUCAGGACAAAUAAAUUAUUAUCGCAUAACAUUAUUGAGUGUUUAGGGUUUUUUUUUCUCCAGAAGUUCCCUGGCUUCGUGUAGGCCUUUUGUGCGUUUUGUAAUGAAACCUUCUAUAUUCACUGCAUUGAGUAAGUCAUUUCAGUUACUAGACCUCCUUCUGAGCUUUUGUACGACCCCUUUCUGUCCUGAACAAACGAACAAACAAUUGGAUAUCAAGCCCACUAGGCCAGGUAUUUGCACCACUGACGUUCACUAGCCGUCAUGGAGUUAUCUUUCUUCAUUUUCCCUCUUCUCGUUUUUGUUUCUCAACAAAAAGGCCGCUCCCUGGGGACGUUUCCCCUGAUUUCAGCUUUCGACAUACAAAGAAUGACGUUGAGGAUUCUACUGUAGAGGUAGCCUAACCGAGCGGCCAUGACUUUGUAGCUUUUAGAGUGGACACAAACUAGGACUCUUAGUGGAGAACAUAUUAUAUCUUUCCAAGAUAUAUCGAGUAUUUCCUGAAGGCUGCGCUUGUGAAAAGUGGACAAUGUCAUGGUCUUGGCUGUGUUGUGAAAAACCUUAUCGUUUGGAUGAUUCUUUUAAUAUAUUCUGUGGUGUGACACCGCCACACAGACACAAUGACAAGCUCAUGAAAGAGAAGGAAUUUGGAGCAGCGUCAACACUAUGGAGAACCAAUGCUCGUAGAGCUUUUUUUUUCCUUCUAUUUUGUCCUGGUGCCCAAAGGAUUCACUGACCACAAGUUGGCUUUCGAGCUCGCUGUGUGUACUGUGUGCGGUACUUAAACUCAAUUUGAUUCUUCAAUGAAGAGCUUGCUUGAUUAAGUGACUCAUAGUUAAGGAAUUUACUUUCAAUGGACACUAAAUUCACUCUUGAAAGUGAGAGUUUUGGUGAUCCCGAUGAUUAUAAUUCCAUCUGUGUGCCUUUGAAGUCCAGAUGAAAAUCCAACAUCUUCGUCCAGAAUAAGAAGACGGGAUGCACGUUUGAAUGGAAGAAAGAGGAAUUUUUUUCUUUAAAAGUGCUAAAGAGACAAAAAAGAAAAGUCGGGGAAGUGGGGGUGGGGAUGGGGAGGAGUUUGUAUGAAAGGGAAGAAGGGGUUGGGCGAGAGAGACAAAAAGAAAAGAUGAGAGUAAAGAGACUGAGGCAGAGAGAGAGAGAGAGAGA